Molecule: messenger RNA, 1083 nt
Organism: Dipodomys ordii (Ord's kangaroo rat)
Lineage: Eukaryota; Metazoa; Chordata; Mammalia; Rodentia; Heteromyidae
Gene: Rab3c
Product: RAB3C, member RAS oncogene family
Exons: 5
Coding region: 167-850 (227 amino acids)
Biological process (GO): protein localization to plasma membrane; regulation of exocytosis; protein secretion
Cellular component (GO): plasma membrane; synaptic vesicle; endosome
Molecular function (GO): GTP binding; GTPase activity
Source: RefSeq, a predicted model, not a curated record
CGCUUGUGCAAUGCCAGGAGAGGACAGCUCCGGGUGCUGAUGUUGGAGCGGGUUAGCGAACCCCGAGAGCGCCGUGUGUGGAGCGUGGACCGCGCGGGCUGUGCACGCUUGACCAGCCUCCAGGAGCAGCUCUGUCCUAGUCAGAGAGGAAGGACGUUUGCCUACCAUGAGACACGAAGCGCCCAUGCAGAUGGCUUCUACUCAAGAUGCCAGGUAUGGCCAGAAAGACUCUUCUGACCAGAACUUUGACUACAUGUUCAAAUUGCUGAUCAUCGGCAAUAGCAGUGUGGGGAAAACAUCUUUUCUGUUCCGUUAUGCAGAUGACUCCUUUACAUCUGCAUUUGUCAGCACCGUUGGGAUCGAUUUCAAAGUGAAAACUGUGUUCAAAAAUGAAAAGAGAAUCAAGCUUCAGAUUUGGGAUACAGCAGGCCAGGAAAGAUACAGGACCAUCACCACAGCCUAUUAUCGUGGGGCCAUGGGCUUCAUUUUAAUGUAUGACAUUACCAAUGAAGAGUCCUUCAAUGCAGUACAAGAUUGGUCAACUCAAAUCAAAACAUACUCUUGGGAUAAUGCCCAGGUUAUCCUGGUUGGGAACAAAUGUGACAUGGAAGAUGAACGGGUCAUCUCAACUGAGAGAGGCCAACAUUUAGGAGAACAGCUCGGGUUUGAGUUUUUUGAAACAAGUGCCAAGGACAACAUUAACGUCAAGCAAACAUUCGAACGCCUUGUGGAUAUCAUCUGUGAUAAAAUGUCGGAGAGUUUGGAGAGCGACCCUGCCAUCACUGCCGCAAAGCAGAGCACAAGACUCAAGGAAACCCCUCCUCCCCCACAGCCCAACUGUGGCUGUUAAUGGCCCCUCCCACAGGCGGGAGCUCUGGUUGCCAAGAAGCACCAUUUAUGAAUGGCCUACUAGCCUUCACUUAUACUGCCUAAUAAUUAUUUGAAGGAAGUCUUUAAUGUCAAUGGCCUGUACAUGCAUUCAAAUCGUGGGAGAUUUCCUGUGUUAAUAUGUGGCAAACAUAUGAUCUUAAAUUUGUAAGGACUGUUCAUCAUCUAUAAACAUCUGGGACUUGCAUGUGACUU